Messenger RNA from Megachile rotundata (alfalfa leafcutting bee), 1374 nucleotides. Its product is annotated as cilia- and flagella-associated protein 263-like. Gene Ontology annotation, biological process: cilium assembly. Gene Ontology annotation, cellular component: axoneme; ciliary basal body. The record is from RefSeq and is a predicted model, not a curated record. NCBI's taxonomy places the organism in Eukaryota, Metazoa, Arthropoda, Insecta, Hymenoptera, Megachilidae.
CUAGAUUUGGACCCAAAAUGUGGACUACCGAAAUGACAAAAACAAAAUUAAAUAAAAUAACAAAAGCAAACUUUUUAAAGCCGUAGCGAACAUACUGGAUAGAACAAGACGUACUCGUAGAGUCACCAUGUUAAUGAUGCCCAGAUCAUCGAGAAUGAGUUUCCGCGAAAGUAUAAUAGCGUUACACGAUCCGAGUAGACGCAGCGUCCUCAGCAUGGACAGCUUCACCAGCCUGCACUCCGGAAGUCGAUUUGGAAGCCAGAUAACAAUGGGAACAUCCGGUGACACAUCGAAGAUCACGAUUGCUCAUCGAAUGACGAUGGCGAGGAACGAGGUAGAAGAGAUGAGGAAAGCUCUGGAGAAAGUCCGAGAGACGACCACGAAGAAGAGAACGUACUUAAGGGCAGAGCUCGAGGAACUCGAAAUUCGUAUCAGCGAAACUCAAGAGGCGAAAGAAGAAUUCGAGGAGGAUGUCGUGGCGGAAGGUGUGAAUCGUAUCACGGGGAAAAUUCCAGCAGAGAAAAUCGUCAGAUUCGUGGAGGAGUGGCUGCGAUCGGCGAACACGAUUGUGGAACGACUGAGGCUGAGAAGCGCGACGCUGAGGACGCAGAUCAAAAGGGCUCAACAACAGCUGAUUCAGAGGGAGGAGCUCGGAGAGUCGCUUCACGUGGUUGACUUUGAAAAAUUGACCAUCGAGAACCAGGAUUACGUAAAGAUGAUCGAGGAGAAGAAUCGCUAUGUGAUUGAUAUGAAGAGAAUCGCAGGUCAUUAUCACUUGAAACUCACACAAAGAAAACAGAAACUGAACAAUCUAGUGACCACGUUGAAUGAAGUACAACAAGAGACCAUAGCGAAAAAAGAACAGAUUAAAAAUUUCUCAAGCGAACUGAAGGUUGUACAGGCCAAGGUGAAUCAGAAAACUAAGCUAUUGAAGAACUUGGUGACCUUCGUGGAAAAUCACAUUGCACCAGAUAUCCUAGACUUCGUCUAUCUGCAAGCAGAGUUCCAGAAAUUGGAGAAAGUGUUUAAACGACUGCAAAGACGUAGAGACAUCGAUCGAAUAAUAUACCACACCUACAAAAAACGCUAUCUAAGGAAAAUUCAAACCAGCUCCGACUAUCUAUUCGCAAGUAAACAUAGAAAGAAAUUAUCCGACACAAGGUACCCCGUUCAGUUCUUCCCAGAAAAUCCCGCUUACUGAAAACGGGAAAUGCAGUUGUUUAGGUAAGAAAUUACGCAGCCACUGUCACUGGUUACGCCACUGGAUAAUUGGAGUUACGGUGCUCGAAGCUUGAAAUAAGCGUCCACUCAUACUUUCCAUAAGAAAGUCCAACAAAAAAAAUACAGCAGUAAAAAAAAAUACAGGAAGAUACA